AAACUCUUCAGCCUUUUGUAAUUCUUAAAGGGACUGAGGGGCUUUGAACCGUGUGAGAUCUCAAGAUAGCUUUGCCAUUGUACUGCAGCUGUUUGUUUGACUUUUCUAACAAUGUCUCGAGUUUUAAUAGUUGGCGCUGGUCUUACUGGCAGUAUGUGUGCUUGUCUGCUGCGGAGGGAGCUGCCAAACAAAGUUAAUAUAGUCGUCUGGGAUAAAUCUCUGGGUUCAGGGGGAAGAAUGUCCACAAGCAGAAAUCCAAACAAUCCUUCAUGCACGGCUGAUCUUGGUGCUCAGUACAUAAGUGCCACACCAUACUAUGCUCAAAUUCACAGUAGUUUUUAUGAAGAGCUCUUAGCACAUGACAUUUUGAAACCUCUCGCUGCACCUGUACAAGGCAUGAUGUCGAAGGAAGAGGGGCUUGUGAACUAUGUGACUCCCAGUGGAGUUUCCUCCAUCGUCAAACACUACCUCAAAGAGUCAGCAGGAGCAGAGGUGCUCUACAACCGUCACGUCACUCACAUUUACCAAAAAAAUGCCGGCUGGGAAGUGUGUCGCAAAGGCGGAGCGCCAGAGCAGUUUGACAUCGUGGUUCUGACCAUGCCAGUACCCCAAAUACUUCAGCUCCAAGGAGACGUGGGAUCUUUGAUGGGGGAGAAUCAGCGGAGGAAGCUGGAGGCUGUCAGUUACUCUUCCCGCUAUGCACUUGGACUCUUCUACAAAGCCGACGUGCGGAUCGACGUCCCUUGGGCGGCCCAGUACGUCUCCAAUAAUCCCUGCAUUCGCUUCAUCGCCAUAGACGAUAAAAAGCGCAAUUUAGAGUUGAAGGACUGUGGACCUUCCAUGGUGGUCCACACCAGUGUGCCCUUUGGCGUCCUGCACCUGGAGGAGGAGAAGGAUGCAGUGCAGCCCAUCAUCCUCAAAGAGCUAGAGAAGGUGAUGCCAGGACUGCCUCAACCAGACAGCAUCAAGUGUCAGAAGUGGAGGUACUCCCAGCGAAAUUCCUGGUGAAGAACUACACUAUCCAUGAAUCCUCAAGGGAAACGAUCCACCAAUCAGAGAAUCACAGCCAACAAAGCACACCAAAAGAGCCCAGCAGCGACCGCACACUCUCAAACUAUUUAGAUAUUUGCAUAUAUCUGAAUAUUUUGCAAUAAAAUGUAAAUAAAAUGUUUCUGUUUGUGGUAUUGUAGUUUAUUCCCUUAUGAAACACACUAAGUAGACUUGUACCUUUUGUCUGAUUUUCAAAUACUGCUCUUCUUCAAAUCAAAGUUUUUAUUGUUGUGAUUCACCUUGGAACUUGUUGGUUUGGUUCAUGUCUUAAAACUCUUUUAUAAAGGAUUUUAUUAAAUCCCUAUGGAAGAAAUGAAUUGGAAAAAUACUUCCAGAACCAAGACUGUUGAAAAAGUGGGCGGGCAAUGUUGCGCUCUACAGCUGUUCACUUUCGCAAGUUAGGACAGAUUACUCUGUGUGUUGGGACAGAUUGCUUUCAUGCCAAUUGAAAACCAUAGGAGAGUUUACAUGAACCAUUCGCCAGACCACCUUUUUUACAAGUAGUCUUGUUUGGUGAGGUUCGCUGGUGCGGUGCCGAGUUUGGAAAAUGCUGUCACACUAACCAAAUGAAGCAAACUCUGAUGUCAAAAGGAUUCUGGUUCACUUUAUAUUUCAUAAUAUUUUAUUAUAUUUACAGUGGGGCUUAAAAGUCUUCACUGAAAAUCUUGAAGUCAAAAUCUAAUUUAAACCUGAAAAUAAGCAAAUUGUUAGGAUUGUGGAAAAAAUUAAACACUGAAAAGUUAUGUAAAAUAAAUAGGAAAUAUGUAUAAUUCUGAACUACAAGUAUGUCUAGGUCACUAAUAAAGUAUAAGAAAAUGUGUGACAUUGACCAUGUUAACUCUUUGCAAAAGGUCAGAUCUCUUUGCUUCCAUUCAAGCACACAAGAUACUCUUUGGGACAUUCUCAGAUCAUGCUGAAGAACAUGGAUCAUCAGGUUUUGCAUAAACUUGUGGAGUCCAUGGCAGCUUGAGAGCGUACUGUCAUUAAAGCAAAUACCAAAUAUUUAAAAAAAAAAAAAUCUCAAUUUUGUUAUAUGUAAUGAAAAAUAAAAACUUAUUAAAUUAGAAAAAUGCAAAGUAUUUUCAAGUGUACUCAGACUUUUGAAUCUCACUCUAUAUUUUAUUCCAUUUCCAAAAUUAUUGUACAUUUUUCUUGAAGGUCUACAGUAAUCAGUAUGAUCAUGUAUAGCAAAUAUGAAAAAGGCCUUGGCUCAUUCAAGCAAGUGCCACUAAUAAAAGCAUACCUGCUGUACAGCAAAGUGCAUUCCUUUUUAAUAAAGCGGACUAAUGGAGGUCAUCUGCAAUGGUGAAUGGAGAAAAUGUUCUGGAAGAAAAAAACUAGUCUAAGUUUAUCAGGGCGCACGCACACAUACAAAUUCAUACUCUUCCCCCACUCACUUGGCUCACACACACACAAAUUUACAGUAGUACUUUAUGCAUUCACACACUGUGUGGGACUGCGCCCUUUCUUGCCCGGUUGAUUUCUCAUAUAUAUAUACACACACACAGACGUUCUCUUUCGAAGCCCCCACACUCUUCUGUGGCAUGCAGCGCUGGGCCUCAGUUUAAGGUCAUAGGACAUAGAACAUCUGUGUGGGAGCGCAGAGCUCGCUGAGCACCAGAGAGUGGGCCAAGGCCCGUUUAGACUGCACAGGCAGGAACAGAACGCUCACUCUCACACGUGUACACACACCUGUGCAUGUGC
Myxocyprinus asiaticus (Chinese sucker) is the source of this 2754-nucleotide messenger RNA. It is a transcript of the gene rnls, whose product is annotated as renalase, FAD-dependent amine oxidase. Gene Ontology annotation, cellular component: extracellular region. Bases 112 to 1008 code for a protein of 298 amino acids. Lineage: Eukaryota; Metazoa; Chordata; Actinopteri; Cypriniformes; Catostomidae. Gene Ontology annotation, molecular function: oxidoreductase activity, acting on NAD(P)H. The record is from RefSeq and is a predicted model, not a curated record. The transcript has 7 exons.